AUGAAUAAGAGAUCUUUAGAAAAUAAUGAACUAAACGAAAUUCAAAAUAAUCAAAAUAAAAAUAAUAAUAAUAAAAUAAAUAAAGAAAUCCCUUCUGAUAAUACACCCUUAAAAAAAUUAAAAUCUAUAAAUAGUUUAGAACAAUUACAAGAAGUAGAUGAAGAUGAAGAUUUAGAUGUUGAAAUUGAUACUAAAUUAAUUAAUAAAUUGGAUAAAAAAGGAAGAAAGUAUGAAUUUGUUGGUGAAGGAUAUUCCGAUGAAGAACAAAUAAGUGAUGACUAUGAAGAUGAUGAAAGUAGUGAAUAUGAGUAUGGGUAUGAAAAUGAAGAUGAAUUAUUAGAUGAUGAAGAUCAUUUAGAUAAUAUUAAUGAAAUUAAGAAAAUUCAAAAAAAAUUAGUAAAUACAGAAACCAGCACUUCAAUAACAAACACUUCAUCAACCACAACAACAUCAACAUCAACAACAACAACAACAACAACAAAAACACAAAUAAAUGAAACAAUAUUAUUGGAUAUUUUAAAUAAUAAUAAAGAUGAAGUUGAUGAUGAAAUUCAAAGAAUUGGAAAUAAUGUUGGAAAUUCAAAAGAAGAAGAAGGAGAAGAAGAAGAAGAAAAUAUUGAAUUGGUUGCACGUAGUUUUAUAUAUAAACAUAUUCAAGAAAAGAAAUCAUUGGGGAUUGAUCCAAUUGAGUUUACCAAAGAUAUUGGAUUUAAAUUGGAAUUAGAGAAAGAUGAUGAUGCAUGGGAAAUUAUAACGGCAUUUUUAACAAGGAAAAAAGUGGCAGUAAAUUUAUUUUUAAAUUAUUUAAAGUAUAAUACAUUGGCAAGACCCUAUAGAAAAAAGAUAGCAACAUUGGAUUUAUCAACAUUUGAAAAGGUUUGUCAAUUAUUUGAAUCGAGUAAAAACAUUGUAAUUAUAACUGGUGCUGGUGUAUCAGUUUCAUGUGGUAUUCCAGAUUUUAGAUCAAAAGGUGGCGUUUACGAAACUAUUGAAAAGAAAUAUAAUUUACCAAGACCAGAAUCAUUGUUUGAUAUUCAUUACUUACGUGCAAAUCCUUUACCUUUCUUUGAAUUUGCAAAAGAGAUCUUCCCUGGUAAUCAUAAACCAUCACCAACUCAUUCCUUUAUAAAACUUUUGGAUGAAAAAGGUAAACUACUUAGAAAUUACACUCAAAACAUCGAUACAUUGGAACAUGUUGCAGGUAUUGAUAGAGAGAAAUUGGUCAAUUGUCAUGGUAGUUUCUCAACUGCAACUUGUAUCACUUGUAAAUUAACUGUCGAUGGUACCACCAUUCGUGAUACCAUCAUGAAAAUGGAAAUACCCUUGUGUCAACAAUGUAAUGAUGGUCAAUCAUUCAUGAAACCCGAUAUUGUUUUCUUUGGUGAAAAUCUACCUGACCGAUUCGAUCAAUGUGUACUCAAAGAUGUAAAAGAUAUUGAUUUACUAAUUGUUAUGGGUUCAUCAUUACAAGUCCAACCUGUGUCUUUAUUACCCGAUAUAGUUGAUAAACAAAUACCUCAAAUAUUAAUUAAUCGUGAGUUGGUUGCUCAACCUCACGAAUUUGAUUAUGUUUAUUUAGGUGAUUGCGAUCAAUUUGUUCAAGAUUUAUUAAAUAAAGUUAAAUGGUGA
Molecule: messenger RNA, 1629 nt
Organism: Dictyostelium discoideum AX4
Lineage: Eukaryota; Evosea; Eumycetozoa; Dictyosteliales; Dictyosteliaceae
Gene: sir2D
Product: NAD(+)-dependent deacetylase, silent information regulator protein family protein
Exons: 2
Coding region: 1-1629 (542 amino acids)
Biological process (GO): negative regulation of DNA-templated transcription
Cellular component (GO): chromosome, telomeric region
Molecular function (GO): NAD-dependent protein lysine deacetylase activity; NAD+ binding
Source: RefSeq, a predicted model, not a curated record